UGUCGCCCAACAUGGCUGCGCCCUGCUCGGAUCAACAGGUCUGAAGGUGUUCAUCAUGUCCAGGGAGCAGGUGAGUGUCAGUGAGCUCCUGCUCUCAUUGGACAGUUCAGAGCUGCAGGAGGCGGAGCAAGUCAGAGCGGUGGUCAACCAGCAGCUGAAUACAGACCGAGGAGGAGCUGUCCUCUCGUCUCUGGUGGAGUAUUACCUGGACUCCUCCUCCUCCCAGGCGGUGCUCCUCCUGUCCUCCAUCCGAGAGCCUCAUCACAAGCCCCUGUUGGAGAAGCUCAAUGAGUCUCUGAGCAGACCUGGAACCAGACUGGCUGGUCUGACCCUGCUGGGUCACCUGAUCAGGAAGCAGCCUCCCUGGGUUCAUCACAUCAGCCGCUCCGCUCUGCUGCCCGCGCUGCUGCGCUGCCUCAAGACGGACGCUGACGUCGUGGUCCUGAUCACCGGAGUCCUGGUCCUCAUCACGCUGUUACCCAUGAUCCCUCAGGCCGGGAAACAACACAUCUACGACUUCUUCGACGUGUUCGGACGCCUCGCCGCCUGGAGCUACAAGAACCCUGGUCAUGUCCCUGCAGUCCACCUGGUCCACCUCCAUGCAGGUGUGUACUCUCUGUUCCACCGCCUCUAUGGGAUGUUCCCCUGUAACUUCAUCUCCUACCUGAGGCUGCACUACAGCAUGAAAGAGAACCUGGACACCUUCCAGGAGGUCGUGAAGCCAAUGUUGGAACAUGUCAGGGUUCACCCAGAGCUGGUCACAGGGACUCAGGACUCUGAAGUGGACCCGACCAGGUGGAGGUGUUACGAAGUCCAUGACAUUGUGAUCGAGUGCUCCAGAGUGUCUCUGGAUCCUCUGGAGUCCUCCUGUGAGGAGGAGAUUUACUCCUCCCUAAGAGACCCUCCCCCAUCACCCUCCUCCUCACCCAGACCUCCCCCGCUGACCUCCCCCCUGCCUCACCUGAGCGUCACCUCAGAGUCCGUCAGCAGCUCAGGAAGUUCAGUCUGUCCUCUGCUCUCUGGACACCUGACGCUCAACACUUCCUACAUACAGGCUGAUGAUCUCACUUGGAGCCCCUCCUCACGGUGUGGUUUGUCGACGCCCCCCCCUGAACCUGCUGCUGCAGGCUCCGCCCACCCGCUGAGCAGGACCGCCUCCAUCUCAGGUGUGAAAUGUCCCUCACCAGCCGCCGUCCCAGUGACACCCCUGACUGAAGAGAACAGUGAUGGCAGUCUGACUGCUGACAACAACAACCAGGUGAAGCCGGUCACAGAGCCGGAGGGGUCAUCCUUUCAGCCAAUCACAGAGAAGGAGGGAAGAGGCCAGAGUGAUGUUAUCAACAACAACGAUGAUGAAGAGGUCAGAUCCCAGCAGCCCUCCUCCUCCUCCUCCUCCUCUCAGCCCAUCCUCCUCACCUCCACCCCCAGCCGUGACGAGGCCUUGUCAGGUUCAGCCCUCUGCCCUCCUCCCCCCAUGUCACUGUGCCUCACCCCCCCUCAUCCCUCCACCCUGUUUGGCCCUGCCCACAUAGACCAGAGCCCCGCCCCUCCAUAUGAACCCCUGUUUGAACUUGCUCUGCCGCGAGCUGCCAAGCUCUUCAUCGGGAAGAAGACUCAGGAGGCGCUGGAGAGAGCAGCAGGGGAGCAGAAGGAGGACAGAGGGGGAGGACAGGGGGAGGACGGGGAGGAGGAGGAGACCUGCGUCUCUCCUCUGGAGGUUUUGGACCGGCUGAUCGUCCACGGUCAUGAUGCCCACGAAGGCCUCAGCAGGAGGUUGUCAGCAGUGAAUAAGUCGGUGGAUCGAAGUCAUUUUGGAGGUAAACAGCAGAGCAUGAAAACCAAAGGCCCAGCCCAGGGGGAGGAGCUUCAGUCUUUGAGGAGUCAGUUGUUGCUGGUCCACAGUCAGCUGCAGUACGAACGUUUCAAACGUCAACAACACGCCAUCAGAAACCGCCGUCUGCUGCGGAGAGUCAUCAACGCCACCGCGCUGGAGGAGCACAGCGUCGCCAUGAAGGGUCAGCUGAGCGUUCAGGAUGAAGAGAUUCGAUCUCUGAAGUCGAGUCUGGAGGAAGAACAGAGACGAUACACACAACUGCAGCAGGACACACACACACACACCAAGCAGCUGCACACACACAUCCAACAACUGCUGCUGCAGCAACAAGACGGGCAGAGAGGCAACGAGAGGCUGCAGAGUGAGCUUCAGGAGUGUCAGAGCAGGUUGAGGGAACUGGAGGCGGAGCUUCAGAAAGCCAAUAACAAGGCUUACAAUGCAGAACACCAGCUGACCCAGCUGUCACUCAAGCUGUGCAGCAGUGAGCAGCUGCAGCAGCAGAUCUUCCUGCUGAACCAGCAGCUCGUCCUGCUGAGAGAAACCAACAGAGGCCUGAACGAACAGCUGGAGGGGGGAGAGACACACCACAGCACUGAGGCGUCCAUGCUGCAGUGCAGCGUGGGUAAGGAGUACCAGCGGCUGAAGGACAGCGAUGUCCAGCACAGACAGAAGCUGGAAGCGGCCAAUCACAGGAUAACGGAGCUGGAGAACCAGCUGGCCAAGAGAGACCAGCUGAUCCUGGAUCAGAAGAAACUUCUGGAGGACACAAAGGCUCAGAGCAGAGCUGAGCUGUCGGCCUGUGAGAGUCGCUGCGUCGCUCUGAGGAGACUCACCCAAACCCUGCAGUCGGAGAUGCUUCACCUGUACAGCCAGAUCCACCUGGACACACACAGCCAGAGCCGGCCCCAGGACGUCCGCGGCAGGCCCAACGGCAGCAGUGCCGCUUUACCAGCUCCUCAGGGCGCCCACAUGCCCCACCCCUCCUCUUCUUGUGUUGGUAUAAUAAAUGGAGGCGUGGAGGCCCUCUCCACCUCCCCCCUGUACCUCCCCUCUUGUUCCUCCUCUCCCCUUUCCCUUUCCCCCAUCGACUCCCCCCUGGCCAUUGGCUCCUUCCUGGAGCAGCAUGCACGGCAGCUGUUCGGACCGACCGAUCGCAGCCAGGAGGAGGAGGAACAACAGCAAGGGGAGGAGCAGGAGGAGGAGAAAGAUGAGGAGGACGAGGAGGCCCAGCUGGAGUGUCCUCCUCUGGGUCAGGAGGCAGAGGAGGCCACCCUCCUCACGGGGAGUCCUCCGACUGACCCCCCAAACCAGGCUUCAGCUCCCAGCCUCCCUGCCUCUGGAGCUCCAGCGCCCCCUGCAGACCUGACCCUCGCUGUCCGCCAGAGGAGACACGAACUGAGCAUCAUGGACUACAAUGAGACACUGCCGGAGUACUGAUGAAGGGCUGGAGAAAGAGCUGGAGUCCAGUGGAGGUGGAGUCCAGGUGUUAGCAGGUUACUGAGGACUGGCUAACCACGGGUCCGCAAUGACCAUUUAAUCUUUCUCUGAACACGUCAGGACUUUCAGUCGUCCUUCAUAAGAAAAGUAAAAAACUGUGUUAAUACGCAGCAUCACCGUCAUGAAACUGAGUUUACUCUGCUCACAACUACAAAAAACCAAACCACACUGAAAUUCAUUCGUCCUUCUGGAAGCUUUGUGAUGGUGAGCUUACCGCUAACAUCUGUGCAGAAACAUGCUAUGUGCUUUAUUUUAGAGAUGUUCAGCAGAGCAAGAUGAUGUCAUAUUAGACACGAUUCAUUCCUCCAAUCGGAACAGAGCAAACUUUCAAGAACGAUAACCUUGUCAACAACUGUGGCAAGAUAAGCUAAGCUAAUGAGUAAUUUUCAGCCAAGCGUGUUUGGCUGUGUUUUACUUGAUUCUCCACAUUCAGAGGUUGCUAAUGAGCUAAUGUUUGUUUACGAGCAAGGUAAUGUAAGUUAAACAAAAAAGAAAAAUAUCAACAUUAUUUUAACUAGUUUGACAAAAACUAGCUAGUAUUACUAGCUUAAUGUUACUGGUGUUAGCUAACAUUUCAUUUUGAUUGACAAAACAGAGGAAACCUGUUUUCUUGUUUCCAACAUGCCAUCUUGUGCUGGUGAUGUCAUUUGGAGUCAGCUGCGGUAUCGAGGUCCCGCCCAUAAACCCACCUGACUUCAGUUGUGAGCACACACGAGCUGUCAAUCAUGACAUCACACCGUUUUUCUAUUAUCAAUUAACUAAAAUGAAACUUAACAGAAAAAUGAAAGCUCGAACAUACGUCAGCAUGAUCAGAGCUCCCCGAAAAGACAGAAACCAUCGUUAUUUAUUUGACACGUACUUCAACCCGCUAACAUGGAGGUUGCGGGGUUAUUGACCUGUACUGCACCCAGCCACCAGGGGGCGAUGGAGAUAUUUUGGCUUCAUGCCGUCAUGUUGUUCAUCUCUAUAUACGGUUAAUGGGGGGAAUUUGUAGUUGCCACAGUUUAUAAAGCCAAAAAUAAGGGAAGGAAAAUGAAGGGAAUUCAGCGGUUUAGUGUUGAUUAAUUUACAAAGAAGCUAAUCAGGCUACGUUAGCCGUAACUUGAAACUGCCUUACUGUUGCUCAGAAAUAUUUUUUUCUCACUAGCUAACCGUGUCGCUAAUCUUUCAAACACAUGAGAUGGUGCUACACCAGCCUCAAACACUAAAUGAGCUCAGGAAAUGAGUCAGUUGUUUAGUAAACAUCCUGUUAUGCUGAUUUCCAGUGAUUUUUUUUUUUUUUACCACUGGGGGCAGCAGAACAAGCUGCACAACACCAUAUCUGACACAUUGUCAUCUUACAAAGCAGUUGUGGUGAAAAUGCUAGCAAACAGCUGCUUACCCCCACAUCCAGCAGACUCAGAGCAACAUCAUGAUCACAUUGACAACAUCAGUUCUUGGUUGUUCCUCAGGGCUCUAUCAUUGCUCCUCUAUAUUUCCGGUUUACACGCUGACAUGCCAAAUUAUUUGUCCAUGAACCAUCAGGCGUCUCCUGUUCAGACAGCGAUUACUGAAGCUUGAACGUGUCACGCAGUCAUUCAGGCCCCACAAAUCUCCAUCCUGACACACUUUGUGAAGUUUUUCAGAUGAUUGGUUGACACCGGGUUUGGUGUGCUCCUUGAAGGCGAUGAUAAUUUGGGAAAACGUGUUUUUCUCCUCUUAUCUUCUGGCAUAGAGCUUCAGCAGAGGGAUGUUUUUUUGUUUCUAAACGGUUCAGGAGGCUUCCGACUCAUUCAGCGACUAAACUAUCAAAGUGCAGAAUCAGCUGGUCUGUGGCUGCAGUCAUCAGCCUUUGAAUGAUCAGCGUGCGGGUAAACUGACAGAAAUGUUCCUUGAUUUGGCAAAACAAAUAUCUCCUCAGGUUCCCAGCUCAGGAUCCAAGGGUCAGAGUUUCAUGUCUGCAUGUCCAGAAGCUCUGCAGAAGCUCCUCGUCAGCUUUUUGAGAAAUACUGUUAGACUGCUGUUUCUCAUUCUGACCUCAUCUCCGGACGAGAGACAGGCUGAUCUUUAUCUGAACGCCUCACUCAGGAAAAAAGAGACUAUUUGAAACUAUUGUGUCAAACUGUACCUCAAAGCCAAAAACUGAGGAGGAUCAGUUUCAGUUCAGGAUAUCCUGUAAAUCACAGUUUAAAGUAACGACAGACUGACCAAAGACUUCCUCUUGUCCUCUAUAGGACUGAAUCCAGCUGAUUGAAGCUGAACCUGAUCUGAAAUGAUCUCUAGUCGUUGCCCUGAGUAUCACAAACCUGAAGAGACGAAUGUUAAACUGUGAACACUAGAAAUAAAGA
Messenger RNA from Chelmon rostratus (copperband butterflyfish), 5658 nucleotides. RefSeq names its product TSC complex subunit 1a (gene tsc1a). Gene Ontology annotation, cellular component: TSC1-TSC2 complex. Gene Ontology annotation, biological process: negative regulation of TOR signaling; negative regulation of cell population proliferation; regulation of cell cycle. The record is from RefSeq and is a predicted model, not a curated record. NCBI's taxonomy places the organism in Eukaryota, Metazoa, Chordata, Actinopteri, Chaetodontiformes, Chaetodontidae.